CUGGAUGCGGUAAACUACGGUGACAUAGCCUAAUUCUGUAUCUUCUGCUUCUCCGCCGGGAAAAUGAAGUGUAUGCCCGGUUCGUUUCAGGUGCACGCCGCAUACAACGGGCAUUUUGUCACCUUCCUCUCUAAGACCACAAUCGACUGCCAACCCGAUGCACCCCUUCAGUUCACUUCGGUCCCAGUUUACAGAUACUGACAUGGACUAUGAGAGGCCUAAUGUCGAGACCAUUAAAUGUGUGGUGGUGGGGGACAAUGCUGUGGGCAAAACGCGGCUGAUCUGUGCCCGAGCGUGUAACGCCACUCUUACGCAGUACCAGCUACUCGCCACACAUGUGCCCACCGUCUGGGCCAUUGACCAGUAUAGAGUCUGUCAAGAGGUUCUGGAGCGCUCCAGAGAUGUAGUGGAUGAUGUAAGCGUGUCUCUUCGAUUAUGGGACACUUUCGGAGACCACCACAAAGACCGGCGCUUUGCUUACGGCAGGUCAGAUGUGGUGGUCCUGUGCUUCUCCAUCGCCAACCCCAAUUCUCUCUUUCACGUGAAGACCAUGUGGUACCCAGAGAUCAAGCACUUCUGCCCUCGCGCCCCAGUCAUCCUGGUGGGCUGCCAGUUAGACCUGCGUUACGCUGACCUAGAGGCUGUUAAUAGGGCACGGAGGCCUCUUGCCAGACCCAUCAAAGCAAAUGAGAUUCUUCCUCCUGAGAAGGGUCGCGAGGUGGCCAAAGAACUGGGUGUGCCGUACUUCGAGACCAGCGUUGUGGCUCAGUUUGGGGUGAAGGACGUGUUUGACAAUGCCAUUCGCGCUGCUCUCAUCUCACGGCGCCACCUGCAGUUCUGGAAGUCUCACUUGAGGGACGUCCAACGGCCUCUUUUGCAGGCUCCUUUCCUGCCUCCAAAGCCUCCUCCGCCCGCUAUAGUCAUCCCGCCACCUCCUUCCACCACUGAGGAGCACCCGGCCCGGCUGCUGGAGGAGCCGCUGUGUGCUGAUGUGGUUCUGGUCCUCCAAGAGCACCAGCGAGUCUUUGCUCAUAAAGUCUACCUCGCCACGGCCUCUUCGAAAUUCUACGACCUUUUUCUCCAGGAUGUGAAGGCAGAGGCUGACGGCAAGCAACCUCCCGGUCGGGUGCUCCCUACACGGGCCGCCAGCUUUGACAUGUGUGAGAGCAGCGAUGAAGAAAGCAGGGUCAACCUCAGGGCCUGCAUCAGUGACGGGACCCUGACCGGUGCAGACUCUGAUGGGAUCCUGGAGGGUGGGCGCGGGGGGCGACUUCUGUCGUCUUUGGGUCGGGCUUUCGUCGGCAUCAGGAGAGAAACGGUCCAGGAUCCCGUCACGUUCAUCUCCCGGCCAAUGACGGUGGUGCACAUGGAUCCGUCGGUGUCGCUCGGGCCGUUUCGCGUGGUCAUGCGUUACCUAUACACUGGACAGUUGGACGAGCACGAGAAGGACCUGAUGCACAUCGCCCACAUCGCCGAGCUGCUGGAAGUGUUUGACUUGCGCAUGAUGGUCGCCAACAUCCUCAACGACGAGGCCUUCAUGAACCAGGAGAUCACAAAGGCUUUCCAUGUGCGACGGACCAAUCGGGUGAAGGAAUGCUUGGCUAAAGGAACUUUCUCAGAUGUGGUGUUUAAACUGGAUGAUGGUACCGUUCAGGCCCACAAACCCCUGCUCAUCUCUAGCUGCGAUUGGAUGGCAGCCAUGUUUGGUGGGCCUUUUGUUGAGAGCUGUACUAAAGAGGUGUUGUUCCCAAAUACGACCCGUAGUAGUAUGCAGGCUGUGCUGGAGUAUCUCUACACGGGACGCUUCUGCUCCAGACCUGACCUGGACGCCACGGAGCUCAUUAUCUUAGCCAAUCGCCUCUGCCUGCCUCACCUGGUCGCCCUCACAGAGCUCCAUACUGUGACUGUUCUGAAGGAGUCUGCCGCUAUGGGCACGGACAUUGACGGAGAUGUGCUGGUAUAUCUGGAGAUGGCUCAGUUCCACUGUGCCUACCAGCUCACCGAUUGGUGCCUUCACCACAUCUGCACCAAUUACAACAACGUGUGCCGCAAAUUCCCCAGGGACAUGAGGGCCAAAUCAGCAGAGAACCAAGAAUACUUCGAGAAGCACCGCUGGCCCCCGGUCUGGUACCUGAAGGAGGACGACCACUACCAGAGAGCACGGAGGGAGCGGGAAAAGGAGGACUACCUGUUGCAGAAGCGGCAGAGCAAGCGUAAAUGGGUGCUGUGGAGUCUUCCGCCCUCCCCUUCGAACCCCUCUUCAUCUUCCUCUUCGUCCUCAUCCUCCUCUGCUGUCAUCUGAAGAGACGAGGGGGACAAGUUGAAAUCACAGCUGGUUUCAGAUCAACAUCUCAUCAAACGUGCUUUGAAGUUCUUGGUGCUUGAAGUCCUGUACAGGCAUCAUGUAGGGCAUGGCCGCCAAACAGGUCUAAAUGUGAAAUGUUUACCAAAUGUGACUAUUGUCGUUCUGCUGUUACGUAAAACAGGUAGGCAUCUCAUCUUAAAACAAUGAAGAAACCCUUGGUGUAUUUUAGUGAUCUAGAUUCUAGAUCAGUGGUUCCCAACUUGAUUUUGCUUUACAACUCAGAUUUUACAUUGGAAAACAAAUGGUGACG
Messenger RNA from Rhinichthys klamathensis goyatoka, 2615 nucleotides. RefSeq names its product Rho related BTB domain containing 2b (gene rhobtb2b). The record is from RefSeq and is a predicted model, not a curated record. The transcript is spliced from 10 exons. The coding region runs from base 158 to 2302 and encodes 714 amino acids. Gene Ontology annotation, biological process: small GTPase-mediated signal transduction. Lineage: Eukaryota; Metazoa; Chordata; Actinopteri; Cypriniformes; Leuciscidae. Gene Ontology annotation, molecular function: GTP binding; GTPase activity; protein binding.